This is a messenger RNA of Penicillium robsamsonii, 480 nucleotides long. RefSeq lists its product as uncharacterized. Lineage: Eukaryota; Fungi; Ascomycota; Eurotiomycetes; Eurotiales; Aspergillaceae. The record is from RefSeq and is a predicted model, not a curated record. The transcript has 2 exons. Bases 1 to 480 code for a protein of 159 amino acids.
AUGAAUCAGCUUAGAAGCGUCAGUCGAUCACCUCCUCCAACACCUUCCAAAUCCACCUUGCCCGCUCGUUCGCCUGCCAAGUCUACCACUCGAGUUCCUCUCGUACUACCAGUGAGAAAUUUUUGGGGUCCUAUUAGCUCAAGUCGAGUUGCUUACAAGUGUCAUUUUGAGAAGUUCAUUGUUCCCCCAGGCUGGACAGCACGUCCCGGGAGCCCCAGCUUUGAAUACGAGUGGGAUAGUGUCAAUUCAGCUGGCCAAAAGAUUGCUCGAAGCUAUGUUCUUACUCCGGGUCGACCAAUCUUAGACGAUGACGAUGUCUCCCUAACGACUUUCCAAUCUGGCGAUAAACCCUACAUCUGGGAUGUCCUUUGUUAUGAUGUGUAUGAGAUAGCACCUCAGGACAUCAAUGAAGUCGCUCGCAUUCUGUCCCAGAAGGGGGUCUCAAGGAGCUACAGAAACGACUUGGAUAUUGCUGUCUGA